CAUAUUUGAAGUGCACAGCCUUGGGUAACUUGUUUUUGUGAUAAAGUCGACGAUGGUGGCACGUUUUUUCCUCUGCGCUUUGAUUUAUGCAAUAUUGGCGCCGACGCUCGGCGCCAAAUUGUCGAUGGGAAGGAUUCUUGGAGGAUCGGUGACCGCUGAUGGAACGCAUCCGUAUGCGGUCGCGUUGAGGUUGUACCACACUUUCUACUGCACCGGAACCAUAAUUAACAAGGACUGCGUUUUGACAACCGCUAAUUGCGUGGCGAGCGUGUCCUACAAGAACGUGGAGAUUUUGGCAGGGACCAACAACUACAACUCGGGUGGGGUUAGUUAUAGAGCCGAAGACGGAAUUCCGCACGAUCUCUACGAUCCCAAUACGAGAUCUGCGAAUGUAGGGCUAUUGAAAAUAAAGGGCGACAUCAAAUUCGACACCAAAACGAAACCGAUCGCCCUAGCCGUUAAAGAUCCCGGGGCGGACUUGGCCGUCACUUUCGUGGUUUGGGUUAAAAGCGACAACCUGGCCGACGUCCCUGCGUCAAACAGGUUGAGGUCCGUCAGUUUGCAAACGAUGUCAACCUACAACUGCAUUGCGACGUUAGCCGGGGACCACAAAAUUGAGGACAAAUUCUGCACCACCAACAAGGGAUUGUGCGGUGAAGGAGGGCCGCUAAUUUUCAACAAGACACUGGCCGGAAUAUCAUCCCCGAUAGGGGGGUGCAUAAGUGGCAAACCCGAAAUAUUUCAAAGCCUUUCCAAUUUCAUUGAUUGGAUAAAUGGACACGCUUGCUAAAUCUUCUACCCGCCCCUA
Photinus pyralis (common eastern firefly) is the source of this 808-nucleotide messenger RNA. RefSeq names its product chymotrypsin-1-like. Gene Ontology annotation, molecular function: serine-type endopeptidase activity. The transcript is spliced from 3 exons. Gene Ontology annotation, biological process: proteolysis. The record is from RefSeq and is a predicted model, not a curated record. Bases 53 to 790 code for a protein of 245 amino acids. NCBI's taxonomy places the organism in Eukaryota, Metazoa, Arthropoda, Insecta, Coleoptera, Lampyridae.